UUAAAAUAAAUAAUUUGCUGUUAUUUUAGCAAAAGACGAGGCCAUAAAGGUGGAGGACUGCCAUGAUUUCGGAAAUAGCUUUUUCCUGUACAGUGCAUUUUGCUGUAUAGUUUUGAACAGUUUUGAAUGGGUCCCGCUCAUGCCCAUCAGAGGUGUCUCAAUCAUUCUUUUUGUUAGUCCUUGCUGACUUGGUGGCAUGUCAAUCCCAGUCAGAUGAAGCCAUUGGUUGUUAAUGUAGUCUAAAUAAAAGGAUUGUGUGUGAUCAGUAAAGCACGCAGAUGAUAUUAUGAUGAACUCUAACUCACUUAAGAGGGUUGAUUGAUGAGCAACACUGAUUAAAUCUCAUUUCCUUAAUGUCUAAGGAUGAACUUUGCUGGCUCCUCGCUGACCAUUUAGUGCUACUCUACGUCUCAGAGAGGGUUAUGGAUUGUGUUUAGUUUAUCUCUCUAAGUCAUUACAAAUCACACUUAAUACCUGUUUGGUUCCAUCUGCAGGUGUUUAAACAGGUGUGCAGUCCAAAAGAGCUUUGUCGGACAUCUCCUACACUAUGAUAACAGCUGCUGUUAGCGAUACCGUUCCUCAAAUGAACUCAGGAAGUGUGUCAUAGGCGAAUGCCGCACAUGAAUGAACGUAAUCCAAAAGACAUCAUCUGCCACGAAACAAAAUGAUUAACUGUCUUCUGAAAUAACUUACACAAGGUCGGGUGGAGUGAGUGAUGUCAAAGCAUGACCAAAUUUGAAAGGUUACAGUAUCGACUCCGAAGUUUCACGCAGGAAAGGAAAACUUGCUGGCUUACUUUGUUUGCUUACUCACUGAUCUAUGGACAUGGUGAGUCUCAGCAAAGUGUUCCUCUAGCGCAAACGAUCCUUCAUAAGGCAGAAGGAGUUCAUCACGUGUGCAAGUGUAGUUUGCGUCUGUAGCAGGGGUUCCUGGUCCUGUCACAUUGCCCUGAUUUACUGAUUCCGUCACUGGCGAGGCUUUGGGUUCGAUAUCACUAAAAGGCUCAUCCAGACUAAUGGGGUUCCUAUGUGACGCAAACACUGUCUCUUAGUGGAAAUGGUUUAUUAGCCCAUAGCCAAUAAAGAAGAGGAGUUAGAUGAUGCCUCAAGAGUUCUGUAAUUGGCAGGCUAAGACAGCAGGCUUGUUAUGGUCUUAACCUUUUUGAUUCUGACAAAGGGUCACAUCAUCACGGAAACUCAAAUAAGGACAACAGCAAUGUUGCAAUUGAUCACACACAUUAUUACAGCACACACAGUGAAAGGGUAUUUGAGUUUGUUUUCCGCCAUCAGCAUUUGUCUUGCACGUAAUUUGAAAUGGAUUUUCGGAAAUGUCACACAUAAGCCUUGUGCCUUUUCCUCUCGGUUCUUUAAGUAUGUAACCAUAACAGUUUGGUACAUACGCCUUACUCAAGGUUUUCUGAACAGUUAUCAUAAUAAAAAAUUUUUUUUUAUGAAAAAUAAGUAUUAUGCAAAAUCUGUUUGUGUAAUAAUGCCAUAUAACAUACAGUAUGUAAAGACACAAUGCUAGACAGACAGACAGAAAUAGAUAGAUAGGUAGAUCACCACCAACAGUUUUGCAUCAGGUUGGAAAAAAGAAUUAUCAAAAUGGAAAAACAGGUCAUAGACUUUCUCUAAAUAGUUUACUUACAUUUUUUUUCCAAACGAUACUGAAUUUUGCUGAUCACUGGUGAAUUUUUGUGAAUGGAGCAGUUUGGGAUUGAAAAAUGACGUCAUUGCUGUGACACGCUCUUUGUCAUUUUCCAGAAGCCGAAGACAAUCUGAUUGGUUGGAUGAGGGAGCAGUGAGCUCUGAUUGGCUGCUGGAGAGUCAUUAAACACCCACACUGUCAACAGUGAGAUCCACAUGGGGACUAUGGUUAUGUUGAAGAUCUCCGCUUUCCUUGUUGCCUACGCUCUGAUUAUUUGCCAGAUGUACAGCUCUAAUGCAGCUCCUGCCAGGCCUGAACUGGAAUCAUCACCAGAUCGAACUACGCUUACUGACUAUGAAGCGAGAAGAUUGCUGCACGCAGUCGUCAAAGAAUACAUGCAGAUGACUGCGGAGGACAUGGAGCAACAAGCAGCUGAGGAAAACAGCUUGGGUAGACCGGUGUCCAAGCGCUGCUCCAGCCUCAGCACUUGCGUGCUGGGGAAACUGUCCCAGGAGCUGCACAAACUGCAGACAUAUCCACGCACCAAUGUAGGAGCGGGCACACCGGGCAAGAAGCGCAGCCUGGAAGAGAGUGAUGUGUUGGCUGGAUACGGAGAGGCGCUCAAUCCUGUCUAAUCGGCAGCGGCUGUAAACCCAUGCUAGGCCCUGAUAUGCGAGUGCAUGUGGAAGUUUGCUUGCCUGAUUGACUUGAAAGAACAUUUUUUUCUACUUUCUUUGGCAGAGUAGCAAAUAUCAGACAGACUCUGUUCCACUAAUUUUAUAUAGUCACUGGAUCUAUUUGGGUUAUAUAACUGAUUCAUGCAAUUGGGGGGCUCUCAUGGGUAGAUAGGGCAUAACCAUGAGCUUUUUUUAACCCACAGCAAAAUUCCUGUCUUGUGUGAUUUGACUUUGUUCUUGAUGUAAUAAAGAUAUUUUUAGAAGGAGAUCUUUCUUGCUUUUGUUUAAAGCUCAGAAAUUAACAACCAUUUUUAGCUUGAUAAAAAUAACACAUAAUCAGGCAUAAGUACCCAUUUUAGGUAAGAUAUAUUACUGCUUUCUCAAAUAUAUUUAAUACAUACAUUUUCUACAUUUCAUAUUCUUAAUAUGUUGCAUUCAUUUCUUCAAUGAAUAUAUCAAUUCCCAAU
Molecule: messenger RNA, 2791 nt
Organism: Carassius carassius (crucian carp)
Lineage: Eukaryota; Metazoa; Chordata; Actinopteri; Cypriniformes; Cyprinidae
Product: calcitonin gene-related peptide-like
Exons: 4
Coding region: 1863-2282 (139 amino acids)
Cellular component (GO): extracellular region
Molecular function (GO): hormone activity; calcitonin receptor binding
Source: RefSeq, a predicted model, not a curated record